Tremella mesenterica DSM 1558 is the source of this 673-nucleotide messenger RNA. RefSeq lists its product as uncharacterized. Lineage: Eukaryota; Fungi; Basidiomycota; Tremellomycetes; Tremellales; Tremellaceae. The coding region runs from base 1 to 654 and encodes 217 amino acids. The transcript is spliced from 3 exons. Gene Ontology annotation, biological process: riboflavin biosynthetic process. Gene Ontology annotation, cellular component: intracellular anatomical structure; mitochondrial intermembrane space; riboflavin synthase complex. The record is from RefSeq and is a predicted model, not a curated record. Gene Ontology annotation, molecular function: 6,7-dimethyl-8-ribityllumazine synthase activity.
AUGCCAGACCCAACGAUCAAAGGUCUACCUCCCCCUCCUACGACCUACGACGGGUCUUCACUACGAAUAGCCAUCGUACACGCUCGUUGGAACACAGUCAUCAUUGAUUCUCUCGUUCAAGGAUGUAUCACCAAACUUCAAUCUCAAGGUGUCAAAAGGGAGAACAUUGUGGUUAAGAGUGUUCCGGGGAGUUACGAAUUACCUUUUGCUUGUCAACGACUCAUAGCUGCAGGCCAAAUACAAUCUUCCAACUCUGCUCCGUCCAUGCUCACCUCAACUACCAACCUACUUUCCCUCAUCGAUACUACCGAUAGACCUUCCACACCUGUGGGUCCCACCUCUGCCUCUGCCUCAACAGCAUCUACAGCUCCUUUCUCCGCUGUCAUCGCCAUUGGAUGUUUGAUCAAAGGCAGUACCAUGCAUUUCGAGUAUAUAUGCGAUGCUGUGACACAUGGGUUGAUGAGGGUUCAGUUGGAUACGGGGACGCCGGUGGUUUUUGGGGUAUUGACGGCUUUGACGGAUGAUCAGGCUUUGGAGAGGGCUGGGAUUGGUAGAGGGGAGAAUGGAGCUGGACAUAAUCACGGCGAGGAUUGGGCUUUGGCGGCGGUAGAACUAGCUAGUCAAUGUUCUGACUGGGCCAAGGGACAACUCUAGAUAUGCACAUCUUCUCGCU